Messenger RNA from Caenorhabditis sp. 36 PRJEB53466, 2399 nucleotides. Lineage: Eukaryota; Metazoa; Nematoda; Chromadorea; Rhabditida; Rhabditidae. The record is from the annotation of a GenBank genome assembly.
AUGGAAAUGGAGAACAACACUGAUACAACGGAACAGGUACAUACGUGGUUUUUAGAUGUCUUAACGUCAAACUGGUAACUUUGCAGGUGUUCUUCAUACAAUUUAAUGGUCAAAUUGAUAAUCAAAACUAUCGAGCAUUCCGCGUCCGUUCAAACAAUCUCGAGAGUAGUCCCGAUAACAAAAAAUUAAACGGAAAAGUUACUGUAGGCAUUAAGCGAGCCAUAGAGCAUCAUAAUAAUCAAAUCAAACAAUUGGAGGAAGCAAUUCGUCACCACCAACAGGUUAACCGAAAAGUUUGAAAUGAAUUUUAGCGUAGUUGUGAUUCAGAUGAAGAAGAAAUGGACGUCGAUGGAAACUGCUGCCAAUCAGUACAACAAAAUCUACUUAGAAAAGAUAUUGGCUGCAGAACAGGAGUGUAUAGACACAUUUGAGAACGAGAACUUUGGAAUGGAUUGCAGGUACGUCUCAGAAAAUUAAUAGUUGUAUAGUUUGUGUUUUGAGUUGGGCGACAUCAAAGAAAGCGAAGAAUAGCGGGGAAAUGAAGACAGUUCUCUCUUCCAUCAUAUUGUUGAAUCGACAAGGGGUGGAAAUAUCGUCGCCUGUGUCGAAACGCAAAGACUUGCCAGCUACUGAACAUUCCAAUUCAUUAUCAGUCGCCAGCUUGCCAGUCAUUCAAUAUCCACCACCUACGAACCUAGAUCCAGACUUGAAUAGGAAACCGGACAAAAAAGAAGACCAAGAAUCAAAGUACAUAGGGAUGAUGAUAAAUAAGAAAACACUAUUUUACUUUCAGAGAAGCAACGAAAGAUGUGCCGGGUCAGGCAGAGCAGCUCCCAGAAACUGGUGUUCGUUUUGCGAAGCUAUCAAAUGCAGACAAAGCUCCUUACACAAGGUUCGUUUUCGAGUAAAAAAGUGAGACACAGAAUACAUAGUUUCAGAAACCAGAACCUUCUCCAGAGACCGAGAGAAGAUCCAGAAGUUGCUGAGAGAAAAAGCUUAUUUUCUGAUGAACAAGAAAGUGAGGAAAGUGAUGAAGAAAAGGAGUGCAGUGCAGAAAAGUAUGCAUUUGUUAUUAGUCGAGUAGAAUAGAAUACAUUAUUCGUUUAGAUCAUGUCAAACAGCAGGCUCAGAAGAAUCGAAGUUGGAAAGAGCUAACAGCAGUUUGGGAAGUUGUGACUUGGAAAUGGUAGCUGAAUCGGCAUCGUGAGUACAAUUAGGUUUCAGACAAUGAGAUAAGUGAUUUUCAGGGAAACAUCUCUUUCUCGUCAAAGUGGUACCUCCAGCAGGUCGAACGGGGGUCAGAAGAAGAAAGGGAAGAAAGGAAAGAAAGCUCAAAAAGGACCAAAAAUGACUUUGGAGGAGAUUGAAGCUAUCAAGAAAAAGAAACGAGAAGAGAAAGACAAGGAGUACGCGAAGAAGCAGGAAGAGAUGCAAAAUCACCUGGACAAAGUGCAGAAAAGUGACAGACAUCGCAUUCACAGAAGACUCGCUGAAACUGCUCUGGAAAUUCUGAGGCAAGGGAGCGGAAUUCUUCCGAAAGAGAUUCAAGUGUUGAAUGAUCAUUUGGAUGACUUUGUGAUGAAAACUAGCCGAACGGAAAUGUUCAAACUCCGGAACGACUACUUGGAAACGCGAGUUGUUGAGAUAUCACGAGUUUGUUACAAUCCUUGCGAGACUUUUUCUAAAUUCUCACAUUUGCAGACAUUGCUAGGCUCAGAGCUUGCUGCUAAAAUGGAGCUAAUGCGAAUGUACCAUGAUAUCAUUAUGCGGACAGCAACGCUCCAGGAUUAUCUCAUCUAUCUGGCUACUCUCGACCCCAGAGGUGAAGAGUAUAGGAACUUUGAGCUUCGAACAAUAUCGCUAUACAUGAAUGGGUAUGAGGACGGUAAGUUGACUAACUAACUAAAACGAACAUGAGUUAAAUGGGUACUUCUUUCCAGAAGAUGAACUCGAAAACUUGAACAUCAAAGACAACUUUCAAGCGUUUAAAGACGCUGGUCGCACUCAAAUUCCUGACGAACGUACGUUUACUAUUUUUUCUUAUUCAAUCUCAGUCUGCAGUGUUUCUCUUUCAGAAAAAUGGCACACGUCAAAUGAAUUCACUUUGUCACGAGUUAUGGCAUUCCGUCGGGUAAUAUUCAUUCCAUUAAAGUAUCUAAGUAACCAAAACCGUUGCGAUUUCAGAUGGCACAGAUAUCAGAACUGUCAAACGAUGACAAUUUUUUAAAAGAGACCUACUUGGCGAUGGGCCAGUUGCUGGAAGUAUUCAAUCAAUGCACAAAUGUGACAGCAUUCCUUCAAAGUAACAGAGGCAACGUACAAUUCAGUUUGAUGGAAGCAUGGUUCCUGGAAUCAAGGAAACCGGCUCCACUCGAUUCGGAAAACACAUAUUGAAUUGA